Orbicella faveolata is the source of this 2400-nucleotide messenger RNA. RefSeq names its product transmembrane channel-like protein 7. Gene Ontology annotation, molecular function: mechanosensitive monoatomic ion channel activity. Gene Ontology annotation, cellular component: plasma membrane. Lineage: Eukaryota; Metazoa; Cnidaria; Anthozoa; Scleractinia; Merulinidae. The record is from RefSeq and is a predicted model, not a curated record.
GGCAAACUGUUCCAUAAAAAGAAAAACUGAAACUGUAAACGCCGCGUCUUGAUAGAAAUGUACGUUCAUCCCAUUUCAUACUUACCACUAAUACACACAGAAAUGGCUCGAAGUUUUGAUAAUUCCCACCUUUAAAAGUCAUACAGCGGCACGCUACCGCUGUCUAAGUAAUUAAUUAUUACUGAAGCAGUUUCAUUAGGUAUACUAUUUCAUUUCUAUUUUAAUCAAACCAGCCGGGGGAGGGGGGAAUUCCGAUAUGGAAAGGUCGGGGAUGGUCGUCAGAGAAAUUGAAUUAAACCCCUAAAGGAGAACAAUUUAGACGUAGCCUAAGUUCUAUUUGACCUCUAAAAGAUACCAGUUAAAACGGAAUAGGUCCGAUGACCAGCCUCUGCUCAGGAAUGGAACCCCGCGCUAGUAGAUGGGACUCGAGAGACCGACGGAAAUCGAGCCUGGUAUAAACGGUAAUAAGCGCCCCGACCUCGUCAUAUGGGUGUCACCCCGGGAAAACAAGUAUCUAUACAGACGAAAUAAGGUACAAAAAUGCUUCCCACGUAAUGUUAGAACCUAAUUACGUGUCACGUUGUUUUACAGGUCGUUUUGGAACUGGAGUUUCCUCGUUCUUUGUUUUCCUUAAGUCACUGCUCUUCCUUAAUAUUACGACCUUUAUUUUGGAGUUUGGACUGGUUACACUACCAUCAGUUAUCAUCGAGAACAACAUCACUUCUGGUGCUAACACAAACUCCUGCUAUUAUGACGAGCUGCACACUCAGAAUAAAACAAGUUUCAUGACUUUAACACAGCAGGCUGCAGACUUCAUUUCAGGGAAGGGCUGGAUUAACAGAACUGUUAUGUUUUAUGCUGGGUAUCCUGCCUCCAUGUUAAUAUCAGACGCUGGUGUCACGUACAACCUUCCAUUAGCUUACCUGCUGGUUGGUUGCUCGUAUUUUGUUUGCAGUCUUUUUAUGGUGGUCAGAAGUUUAGGAACGAGUCUCCGAGAAAGCUACGUAGAAAGCGGCGGAACAUCCACGUCUUGCAGUAACAGUAUUUUUGCUGCCUGGGAUUUCUGCAUUACACAUGAAAACACUGCCAAAGCAAAAAUUCAGACCAUUGGACAGAACUUCAGGGCACAAUUUGCAGAAGAGGAACGACGGAUCAAAGUAGAAAGUCGAACAACACCGGCAAAGUGCGGACUUUACACUUUGAGAACUUUGUCCACUCUGCUGGUAUUGGCGCUGUUAGGAGGUGCUAUUUAUGCCAUUGUUUUUGCCGUUGCAAUCUCUACAGACCCUGUAAAACAAUGUAUGACUGAAAAUGUUUUCGUUAUUCAGGUAUACAAGCGGAAAGCGAGCGAAGCAUUUGAAGGAGGAGAAAAACUGUUACUUUUUGGACCCUCCUUGGUAAUCACUGUUCUCAACUUGGUAUUUCCUUUCAUCUUCGACUUUUUAUCGCGAUUUGAAGACUGGAGCCCAGGCUUCGAAGUCAACAUCACCUUGUUUAGGACUGUCCUGUUAAGGCUGGCAUCAUUAGGUGUGCUGAUGAUAAAGAUCUAUUCAAAAGUCGAUGAAGCAUGCGAGGACAACCCACAGACAUGCUGCCAGCAGAACUGGGAGAACGAAAUCGCUUCUCAGAUGUACAUGUUGAUAUGGCUUGACUUUUUCUCGCAUAUCUUUUCAUCCCUUAUGGUCACUUCAAUCAGGAAACUGUUGUAUAAAUACACAGAGUGUUUCAAAAAAGUUGGCUUGCCUGUCUUUGACAUUCCAAAGCAGGUUUUACGACUGGUGUACGGUGAAUGUCUAAUCUGGAUUGGAACCUUCUUUAGCCCUGUCAUGCCAGCGAUGGGGGUUGUGAAGCUCUUUAUUAUAUUCUACGUUGAGCUGCUUGCAGUGCUGUUAAACUACCGGCCCUCGCAGAAGGCGUACAGAGCAACUCGUUCCAACCACUUGUUCACUGUUUUACUUCUUAUUUCAUUCUUCUUGUGCCUUGGUACUGUCGGCUGGGGCAUCGCAGGGUAAGCUAUACAAACCGUUAGCUUUAUAGGUUACUACAGAUUACCAUAAAAUAUAAAACAUUUCCUGUACUCAAAGCGCAGUAUAUAUCUAUGGUUGUCAAUUAUACUUAUUCAUUAAAGCCUAGCGCAUGAAGAAAUACUUUUUAUCUUAAGAAAUUCUUUUUACUCUCUGUGCAACUGUAUUCUACUGAGGUCAUCCAUUAGAACAGCUUUGCUUUCUGGACGAUCCUAACUCGCUCACAGUUGAGACGUUAUUAUAUUUAGUCUGUAUUUGUAAAAUGCUGAUUUAUCUAAGGUGUAAUCUGUGUACUCCAUAGUUAGCUGAACUGCGCGCAGUUCAGCUAACUACGGAAGUCCAAUGUUCUCUUUUUGUCUCGUGUUAUCGACUUUUG